Messenger RNA from Aegilops tauschii subsp. strangulata, 2133 nucleotides. RefSeq names its product protein CLT1, chloroplastic. The record is from RefSeq and is a predicted model, not a curated record. NCBI's taxonomy places the organism in Eukaryota, Viridiplantae, Streptophyta, Magnoliopsida, Poales, Poaceae.
CCCCUCCAAUAGCCCUCCAUAGCCGUGGUCCAGCCCACCGAUAUAUUUUGUAGAGCAAAUCAAAUAGGCGGCCGAGCGAAGCAGAGGCCAAGCGAAACAGAGCAACUGCCAGCAGCAGCAGCCGGACGAAUCUUCCUCCCUCCUCUCGCUCGAUCCCACCAACCACUACUAAUUCUUAGUCUACUGCCUACUGCCUACGCACAUCAGAGCAGGAACCAGAGCACCAGGUUCCCGGCGAUGGCGUCGUCGUCGUCGUCGACGUCGCGCGUGUCGACGGCGCGGCGGCCGCUGCGGUGUCUCCCCGCGGGGCGCGCCGCCAAUGGAGCCGCGGCGGCGGCGGUGCUGGGGCUGCCGAGGAGGGAGGCGCGGGUGACUCUGCGGGCGGGCGCUCGGCGGAGCAUCGCGGCCGCGGCGUGGGCGGAGGCGGGUGUCGCGCCGUGGAGCAGGGGGAGCGGCAGGGGGAAGGAGGCGGCGACGGCGUGCGCGGCGGCGGGCCAGGUGGCGGGGACGAGCGCCGCCGGGGCCGGGGUGGGGGGCAGGAGCAUCGGGACGGACGUGGCCCUCGCCACGGCCGCCGUGGUCGCCACGGGCACGGCGAACCGCGUCCUCUACAAGCUCGCCCUCGUGCCGCUCCGCCAGUACCCCUUCUUCCUCGCGCAGUUCGCCACGUUCGGCUAUGUGGUUGUCUACUUCUCAAUCCUGUUUUUUCGUUAUCAAGCUGGCCAUGUGACGGAUGAGAUGCUUUCUCUACCACAGAAACCUUUUAUACUCAUAGGCCUCUUGGAGGCUCUAGCAGCAGCAGCAGGGAUGUCUGCUGGAGCUAUUCUUUCUGGUGCUUCAAUACCAAUAUUAUCACAGACCUAUCUUGUAUGGCAGCUUGUUUUGUCUGCUAUUUUCCUAAAGAGGCGCUAUAGACUUAAUGAGAUAACAGGAUGCUUUCUAGUGACAGUUGGUGUGGUAAUAACUGUAGCAAGUGGAACUGGUGCUGGUGCUUCACUACAAAGUACUGGAAUUUUGUGGCCACUGCUAAUGAUAAUAUCAUUCUUUCUGCAAGCUGCUGACACUGUAUUGAAGGAGAUAAUAUUUAUAGAUGCUGCCAAGAAUUUGAAGGGUGGCUCAGUUGAUCUUUUUGUUGUCAACUCGUAUGGCUCUGCUUAUCAAGCUAUUUUUAUGUGUCUCUUGCUUCCAUUCUUGUCAAAGUUAUGGGGUAUUCCAUUCCAUCUACUACCAACAUACAUCAGAGAUGGUGCAGCCUGCUUUCUAAAUAUGGGAUCAUUAUCUGCUGGCUGUGAAGGGGCACCACUGCUACCGCUACUAUUUGUGUUGGUUAAUAUGGGAUUCAAUAUAUCUUUGCUACACCUGCUGAAGAUUUCUUCGGCUGUUGCAUCUUGUCUAGCCUCUACAUUCUCAGUCCCGCUGUCGAUCUACGCUUUCACCCUACCGCUGCCGUACAUCGGCGUGGCGUCAACCCUCCCUCCUGGCUUUGUUGCAGGCGCUGCAGUUCUCAUCGCCGGCUUACUAAUGCAUGGCCUUCCGCAGCAGAAAAUUGCGGGGAAAGCCAGGAAUGACUAGCUAAUUAGCAUGCAUUGCUUCGUAUUCUACAUAAGCAUGCCUGGGCUUGAAAGGCAGAGCAGAAGUUCUCCUGAGAGCCACCUGACCUGACUGUUGUAUGUUGUGUGGUAGCAUGUCAUAUAUCGAGUUAUAUCCAAUAAAAGCGAGGAGAAGCCGCAUGGGUACAUAGACAAGAAUAAAAAGGUUGAGAGCAAGCAGGAGAUACCUCUCUUUGUGUAUUCUCUCCUACUGAUACUGAGACGGGCACUCGCAGUUUGUGGAGGGGAGGAGAGCCAGGGAGAAGAGCAGGAGCAUCAUCACCACAGGGACGAAGAGCAGGAAGGCCGGCGGCGGCGGCAGCGGGGGCAGCACCAACGGGAGGCACAGGAGCAUCGCCGCCGCCGCCAGCAAGAUCAUCAGCAGGACGCCUCUGUCCAUCUGGGCCCGUACUGGCUUCUCUAGUGGAUGUUCAUCUCUUACUCUGUGUGUUUUGUUGGGUUCCUUGGAAGAGGAAGAACUCUUGUGCUGGAGGGGGAAUAUGAAUGUUGCUUUGUGUGGGAGACAACUAGCUGGUGCAUCUUU